GCGUCCCGUCAUGCUCCAGGGGCACGAGCGUGCCAUCACCGAGGUUAAGUAUAACCGGGAAGGAGAUCUAAUUUUCUCAGCUUCGAAAGAUAAAAAGCCAAAUGUCUGGUGGUCUGCUAAUGGCGAGCGUCUGGGUACCUUUAAUGGUCACAAUGGCUCUAUAUGGUGUAUGGACGUCGACUGGAAUACCAAAUUUUUUAUGUCUGGAUCUGGAGACAAUACAUUGAGAUUGUGGGACUGUCAAACAGGCAAAGAAAUUUCUCAAAUCCAAACCAACAGCUCCGUAAGAACGUGCGCGUUUAGUUUCUCAGCAAACAUGGCUGUUUAUUCGACGGACAAAGCUUUGGGUCACCAGUGUGAAAUGUUCAUCAUCGACACGAGGAAUGUUGACUCAAUGUUGGCAGAAGGGCCUGCAAUAAUCAGAAUCCCGAUUAAUGGACCGAGAAUUUCAUCAAUUCUCUGGGGUGCUCUUGAUGAGACUAUCAUUACUGGUCACGAAGAUGACUGGAAAGAAGCUCAACUCUCAAAAAGGCCACAAGUCUUUGAUCAACGACAUGCAGUUCAACAAAGACGGUACUAUGUUCAUCACAGCGUCCAAGGACCACACUGCUAAAUUGUUCGACAGUGAGUCCUUGAUGCACUUGAAAACCUAUCAAACGGAGAGACCGGUAAACUCUGCGACAAUUUCCCCGAUUUACGACCACGUAAUUCUCGGGGGUGGUCAAGAUGCGAUGGAUGUAACAACAACUUCGGCGCGUCAAGGAAAGUUCGACGCUCGGUUUUACCACCUGGUCUUUGAAGAAGAGUUUGCGAGAUUGAAGGGUCACUUCGGGCCUAUUAAUUCGCUCGCUUUCCAUCCAGACGGCCGUAGCUUUUGCAGUGGAGGAGAAGACGGUUUUAUCCGGAUAAAUCCUUUUGAUAAAUCGUACUUUGAUUUUAAUUUUGAAUACUAA
This is a messenger RNA of Cotesia congregata, 953 nucleotides long. NCBI's taxonomy places the organism in Eukaryota, Metazoa, Arthropoda, Insecta, Hymenoptera, Braconidae. The record is from the annotation of a GenBank genome assembly.